UACGGGAGGGUUCAAACGAGGGGCACGACCGACCUCCACCGCCGGGUCAGGAGUCGGUUUCAACUGCUAUAUAAUUAUAACCGCCCCUUCCCUUCCCUCGCUGCUCGAUCCUCCUCCGACUGACCGCCCUUCUUCCGCUGUUACAAGGAGAGCCAAGAUCGGAUCGUCUUCUUGGCGAUUGAUUCUUCAAUGCAGCGUUGUUCUCUGUGAUAGAGAGAGAGAGAGAGAGAACUUCCUGCGCUGUUCGGGAAGAUCUUUUUCUCCUUGCGGCCGCUCGUACUUUGUUUUAAAGAUACGGAGCGGGGAGUUCGAAUGAGGAACAGAGCAACGAGGAUUGCCAAGCGUAUUCGCGCAUUGGUGUCGGGUGAGAGCCUGAAUUCUGCAAAUUCACACCGUGGAAUUGGUCGAUGUGGGGGAGAUGUUGGUGAGCCUAGUUGCUGCUGCCGGCGAGCAUUGGCGAGGAAUGCCAAGAAUUUCAGAAAGAGUAAGGCGCCUUCCAGGGUGAUGUUUUACCGCGAAUCUAUGUGGGACGACUAUCCGGACGACGUUUUCCAAGUUCUAAGGGACGGGUUCGUCAAUGGCAAAGCUGCGGUUCAUCUGGAGACAGCGCAUUCUUCCUUGGUUGUUGAUUUUCUGAGGAUGUUGGAGGUUAAUUUGCAGCAUGGUUCUCAGAGGCGGAUUGCUUGGAUCGACAUAGAGGGGCAUUGCUUCUUCCCUGAAAUUUUUGCAGGAGAGAAUUGCCGAGACUGCGGUGCUUCUCCACGAGUUAAGAUGGAAGCUGAAUUGAAAGUUCGCGGGGAAGAUGGUGCCGCAGAUAUGGCAGAAUCUAGUGUGGUAGUGCCCGAUGCAAGAGCAGAGUUGCAGCCGGCGGUUUGUGCUGAGCUACCGGGCUGUGCCCGACCGGCAGCUGCUUUGAUCCCGUCGUCUGUUCCUUCCACGAAAGCAUUACUCUUGAAAUUGAAGGAAGACGACGGAGCGUUCAAUAUAAUCAAGACUGUCUUCCUCAGAGGAAUGAGGAAACAGUCACCAGAGACCACUGUUACCGCUGUAUAUAGAUGUCCUUAUGGUACCACUCGAUUUCAAGAGUUCAAAAGGGCCGCAGAGAGAACAAAAGCAGCUCGCGGCCAUACCAAUAUGAGAUAUGCUUGGCAUGGAACUUCCCCAAAGGACGUAGGCGCCAUUGUCUUUCGUGGCUUUGGGGAGACCAACAUUUGUUCAGGCCCUGGAGCUUUUGGUGUCGGCAUCAGUUUGUCUCCUGCAAGUCAUUCUUACUUGAGUGCAUCCAUGGCAGAACCUGCAGAUAAUGGGGAAAGGCACGUCAUAUUGUGCCGCGUCGUAAUGGGCAACAUUGAGGAACUCGAGCUUGGAUCUCAACAGGCCAAACCCAGCUGUGAAGAGUUUGAUAAUGGUGUGGACGACGUUAUGAAUUCGAGGCGAUACAUAGUUUGGAGCACAAACAUGAAUUCUCACAUCCUUCCCGAGUAUGUUGUGACCUUCACAAACUCUGUUCAGACACAAGGACUCCGUGAUGAUGCAAAAUCGAUGCAAAGGAUAUCACGUGGAUGUGAAGCUCCUCCUUCUUCCUUUCCCGGAGUAAAGGCUGCUUAUAAACCUGUCGACCAUGGAGCAGAUGCUAGAACUGCUCCACAUUCAAGGAUGUCAUUCCCACAUCUGUUUGCUGCAUUAGGGAAGUCACUGCCAACCUUCAAGACCAGAGCAUUGGACUUGUUAUAUAAUGGUUACAAGGCGGGCAAUAUCAAUAAAGAUGUUUUAAUUAGGAAAGUGAGAUCAAUUGUUGGUGAUCCAUUAUUGGUUUCGGCAAUCAGGAGCAUUGGAAGGCAAAUCUGAAUCCGAAAGCUUGAAGAUGGAGGCACGGCUGUCAGUCACAGUAAUCAGGAGCUCAUCAGAGAGUUGGCGACAGUAAUCCGCUCAAGAACCAAUCCCUGUAGAAGCAACAGAGGGAUCCGGGGAACUUCUGCAGUGUCCCGAAGUCCAACAUUAUCCAACAGCUCUCUCUUUUGGUCUUUCGCUUUGGGUAGUGGAAGAUUCAGUAUAGUUCGUUAUGGCGGGGGUUUUUUGUACACAGUUGAGUCCUGUGCUGGAAGGUUGUGUGGGUGUGUUACCGUAACUGUGAAAAUAUGAAGAAAAUACAUAUAGGGAUGAAAUAGAAAUCUAUUGCAUGGUCACUGUACUGUUCGUAUUUAUUGUUUGCGUACGUUACAUAACAACAAAAAAUUGUAAGGUUGUUGCGUCUUUCUUUUCUGGAGCUCAUAUCGUAGGUUGACAAAAAAUUUAAACUUCUGCUCUUGAUAGCUUGAGAAACAGCAACCAUUUAUUUCUGUAAGACGCCACGCCACAACCGUGAAUUCAGCCUGGUUCGAUUCAUGAACAGCCAUUGAUAUUAUGUUCAUUUGCCUAAGUGCUUUUUUGAAGAACCUGUGU
Molecule: messenger RNA, 2442 nt
Organism: Nymphaea colorata (pocket water lily)
Lineage: Eukaryota; Viridiplantae; Streptophyta; Magnoliopsida; Nymphaeales; Nymphaeaceae
Product: probable inactive poly [ADP-ribose] polymerase SRO2
Exons: 7
Coding region: 313-1848 (511 amino acids)
Molecular function (GO): NAD+ poly-ADP-ribosyltransferase activity
Source: RefSeq, a predicted model, not a curated record